Drosophila elegans is the source of this 1230-nucleotide messenger RNA. RefSeq names its product replication factor C subunit 4. Gene Ontology annotation, molecular function: ATP binding; DNA binding; DNA clamp loader activity. NCBI's taxonomy places the organism in Eukaryota, Metazoa, Arthropoda, Insecta, Diptera, Drosophilidae. Gene Ontology annotation, cellular component: DNA replication factor C complex; nucleus. Bases 96 to 1157 code for a protein of 353 amino acids. The record is from RefSeq and is a predicted model, not a curated record. Gene Ontology annotation, biological process: DNA repair; DNA-templated DNA replication. The transcript is spliced from 3 exons.
UUUAUCGAUAAGAGCGCGGUCUGGACGCGGCAAACUUUUGCUUGUUGCUCGACUUAUAUUUAAUUUUUUUUUGGUUUCAACUCGUCAAUUGCGAGAUGCAGGCAUUUCUGAAGACGGGAAAAUCGACGGCGGGAUCUGGCGAGAAGGGUCAGGGAGCUCCGGUGGAGCGACGCAAGCCGCCGGCACCUUGGGUGGAGAAAUACCGCCCGCGCAACGUGGACGAUGUGGUGGAGCAGUCCGAGGUGGUGGCCGUGCUGCGCAAGUGCGUCGAGGGCGGGGAUCUGCCCAAUAUGCUGCUCUACGGACCUCCCGGCACCGGCAAAACCAGUACAAUCUUGGCGGCCGGCCGGCAGAUCUUUGGGGACAUGUUCAAGGAUCGCAUCCUGGAGCUGAACGCCUCCGACGAGCGGGGCAUCAAUGUGGUGCGCACCAAAAUCAAGAACUUCUCGCAGCUCUCGGCCAGCAGUGUGCGUCCGGACGGCAGACCGUGUCCGCCCUUCAAGAUCAUCAUUCUGGACGAGGCCGACUCGAUGACCCAUGCCGCUCAGUCCGCACUGCGUCGCACCAUGGAAAAGGAGAGCCGUAGCACCCGCUUCUGCCUGAUCUGCAACUAUGUCUCCAGGAUCAUUGUGCCCAUUACUUCGCGCUGCUCCAAGUUCCGCUUCAAGGCCCUGGGCGACGACAAGGUGAUUGCCCGUCUGCAGCACAUUUGCGAGAUGGAGGGCGUCAAGAUCGAGGAGGAUGCCUAUAAGUCCAUUGUUAAGAUUUCUGGCGGAGAUCUGCGCCGGGCCAUUACCACCCUGCAGUCGUGCUACCGCUUGAAGGGCCCCGAACAUGUCAUCAACACGGCCGAUCUGUUCGAGAUGUCGGGCGUUAUACCGGAUUACUAUCUGGACGACUACCUCGAGGUGUGUCGCUCGGGGAACUACGAGCGCCUGGAGCAGUUUGUGCGGGAGAUCGGCUUCUCCGCCUACAGCGUUGGCCAGAUGAUGGAGCAGUUUGUCGAGUACAUUGUCCACCAUCCGGGGCUGAAUGAUCCGCAAAAGGCCAAGAUCUGCGAUAAGCUCGGUGAAUGCUGCUUCCGGCUGCAGGAUGGCGGUUCCGAGUACCUGCAGAUCAUGGACCUCGGCUGCUGCAUCAUUUUGGCUCUAAAAUGAUUAUACUCUCAAAAUAUUCUUUAUACUUUUGUUAGCGUCUGAAGUUUAAAAUAUAUUUUAUAUUUAAUUUAAA